AUGACGCCAAUCUCUUCUCCCCUUGCCAAAGACCGCUGUCCUUUCUGUCAGUACAUCCCCAGCAAGCCGGCGAAAUAUGGCAUCAAGUCAUGGGUGGUCUGCGACGCAAAGUCCAGCUACGUUUGGAAGAUGCAAGUGUACACGGGCAAGGCGGCCGGCGGAGGCCCCAAGAAGAACCAGGGGAUGCGCGUCGUCCUCGAUCUGAAAAAGGGACUGAGCGGUCGCAACGUCACGUGUGACAAUUUCUUCACCUCUUACGAACUGGGACAGCGGCUCCUCGAGAGGGACCUCACCGUGGUGGGCACCGUGAGAAAGAACAAGGCCAAGCUCCCGCCGGCGCUGCUCGAGUCAAAGGGCAGACAGGUCCUGUCCUCCAGGUUUGCCUUCACGCCCACCUCUACUCCUAGUGUCCUACCUGGCAAAGAAAAACCAGAACGUGCUGCUUCUGAGCACGCUGCACACAGAGGCCCGAGUCAGCGAUCGCCGCGACAGGAAGCCGGCCCUCGUCCUAGACUACAACUGCAACAAGGGCGGCGUGGACAACCUGGACAAGGUGGUCGGCACGUACAGCUGCAGACGGAUGACUGCCCGCUGGCCCCUGGUCGUCUUCCACAACAUCCUCGACGUGUCCUCCUACAAAGCCUUUUGUCAUAUGGCAUGAGAUCAAGCCUGACUGGAUGCCUCGCAAGCGGAACAAGCGCAGGGUGUUCCUGGAGCAGCUGGGAAAGGCGCUCGUCAAGCCGCUGA
Molecule: messenger RNA, 747 nt
Organism: Oncorhynchus tshawytscha (Chinook salmon)
Lineage: Eukaryota; Metazoa; Chordata; Actinopteri; Salmoniformes; Salmonidae
Exons: 1
Coding region: 1-747 (248 amino acids)
Source: RefSeq, a predicted model, not a curated record